Messenger RNA from Rotaria sordida, 351 nucleotides. NCBI's taxonomy places the organism in Eukaryota, Metazoa, Rotifera, Eurotatoria, Philodinida, Philodinidae. The record is from the annotation of a GenBank genome assembly.
AUGUUGACGCUUUUUCUGUUGAUUUUUUUAACUGUUGGAGUAUCCACAAUAAACGGUUAUACUUGUACUUGUUGUUUUCCUGGUCAACCACAUACAUGUCAAACACCUGAAAUUCCUCUUUCUUCUUGUGCUAAUUGUACAAGUGUUUUUUGUGCAAAUCAUGUAAAAGGAUGUCAAAGUUCAACUCCAUGUAAAGUUGAAUGUAAAUCGGGUUCAAGUUCAAUAAGCACAUCAACAAAAGGUUCUUCUUCAAUGUCGACAAUCAAUACUAUACCGAAUAAUACAUUUACUGUUGGAAUUGGAUUUAUUAUGAUUUCUGUUGCUUUGACAUUGUUGGUUUUUGUCAAUUGA